GUAACAUAUUUACAAAAGAUGGCUUUAGCUGUUCAUAACAAGCGGGAACUUCCUUUUCCAAAAUCUUCAUCCUGUCAGCUGUUUACAAGAUCAGUGUAUCAAAAUAUGAAGAAGACAGCUUCAUCAAUCUCGCUUCUUAUUCUUGUUCUCAUAUUUGCAAUCGUCAUGGCCGACGCUUGUGCUCCUUCACCCUCUUCUGCUCCUCCUCCGGAACCUCCUGCUUACAUCGUUUACACUUUGAAGCCGGAAAAUGAGGAGCCUAAGGCCUAUCACAUCCGAAUCCUAACCGCGGUCCUUGGCAGUGAGGAGGCUGCCGAGAAGGCUCUAGUUUACAGUUACAAGAUUAUCCCUGGAUUCUCUGCUAAGCUCACUCCAGAACAGGUCACCGAAAUCCAGAAACAACCUGGGGUUCUUCAGGUCCAACCAAACAGGACAUACAAACUACUGGAUUCAGGACCUCAGAUCUUACCAAGGAUUAAUCUGAAGCUGCAUUAGAUGGAACUUAGCUCCAUACGAUAUGAUAAUAUUCUUACCAUUAAUGUAACCAAAGAAUAAUUGCAAGUUUGCAAGCACCAAUAUAUCCCUAAUCAAAUGUUAUAAUUAUAGCAGAGC
Messenger RNA from Fragaria vesca subsp. vesca, 612 nucleotides. RefSeq lists its product as uncharacterized. The record is from RefSeq and is a predicted model, not a curated record. The transcript is spliced from 3 exons. Lineage: Eukaryota; Viridiplantae; Streptophyta; Magnoliopsida; Rosales; Rosaceae. The coding region runs from base 19 to 495 and encodes 158 amino acids.